Messenger RNA from Nicotiana attenuata, 444 nucleotides. RefSeq lists its product as uncharacterized. The transcript has 2 exons. Bases 1 to 444 code for a protein of 147 amino acids. The record is from RefSeq and is a predicted model, not a curated record. Lineage: Eukaryota; Viridiplantae; Streptophyta; Magnoliopsida; Solanales; Solanaceae.
AUGAAGAUUGAUACACAAGUCAUCCCUAAGAGAGAUGGUUUCAAAUACCAUGGGUCUGUAAUACAAGGCAACGGGGAGAUUGAAGAGGAUGUUACUCACUGUGUUGGAUCAAGGUGGAUGAAAUGGAGGAUUCCAUUUGGAGUUUUGUGUGAUAAAAAUGUACCUCCUAGACUAAAAGGAAAGUUCUACAGAGUGGCGGUUAGGUCGACUAUGUUGAAAGAAAAGAUCAGGAACGAAGUGAUUAGAGAUAUGGUGGGAGUGGCCCCUGUGGAGGACAAGUUGCGAGAAUUGAGGUUGAGGUUGUUCGAGCAUGUGAAGAGGCGAGACAUAGCUGCUCCAGUUAGGAGGUGUGAGAGGUUGACCAUAGCAGAUCUGAGGAAGGGCAAGGGUAGGCCUAAGAGGUAUUGGCAUGAGGUGAUUAGGCAAGACAUGUCACUGCUUUAG